Messenger RNA from Oxyura jamaicensis (ruddy duck), 2061 nucleotides. Its product is annotated as CMP-N-acetylneuraminate-beta-galactosamide-alpha-2,3-sialyltransferase 4-like. Gene Ontology annotation, biological process: glycolipid biosynthetic process. The transcript has 11 exons. The record is from RefSeq and is a predicted model, not a curated record. The coding region runs from base 327 to 1526 and encodes 399 amino acids. Gene Ontology annotation, molecular function: sialyltransferase activity. NCBI's taxonomy places the organism in Eukaryota, Metazoa, Chordata, Aves, Anseriformes, Anatidae.
AGAGGGCGAGCGCAUUUGUUAGUUUGCUGGCUCCUGAAGCCACCGAUCCUCUAGCCAAAAUCCAGGGAGAGCUGCAGAGACGAACAGAAAGGCUGCAACAGCAUUUCCAUGUAGCACAUGGUUUUUCCUGAAAUAAUCCCCGCAGGAGAGAAACUCUGCUUAAAAUAUUUGGAUGUGACAAUCGUGGUAGUUAGCUGUUCUUUGUAGAUGAACUGAAAAUGUAUAAAUGCAGCAAGUUCUGCCCAAAUUAUUGCCAGAUUGUGUAGGUAUGUAAAAAUGUGAUCUUCAUAGAGGUUGGCUUGAAUUAGCUGGUGGACACAAGGUGGAUGGCUCUGCUUUUCCUCCUGUUGUCAUCCCCAUGGGAAAAAGUUCUCUUUAGGACUUCUCCAUGCGUAACAAGAUGUACAUCCACGAGAAAGCACAAAAUCAGGAGGAGGAAAACACUCUUCCAAGGUGUGUAUGGAGACAGCAUGAAUGCCAGAUCUAUAGCAGGAAGACUUGUCUUUGCCCUUUUCCAGUGGAAAAGGCUGGUGAUCUUGCUCUGUGUGGGUCUGUGCAUGAAGGAGCUGUACUAUGCGAUGAACACACUUGAAAGUCAUGUUGGGAGUCAUGUUGGUGCUUGCCAGAGACGUUUCAAGUGGAGAAAGCCUUUUCUUGGGAGGUCUGAAUCUCACUGGAAGCCUUUCCUGACCAGCAAAUCCUUAUACUCACUCAUGGACAGGCCUUUUAGACAGAAGGCUGAAGAAGUUCUGUGGUUCCAUGAGCUUCCUUUUGGGCUGCAGAGUUCAGUUCUCUCUGCUUUUAGCACAUUGCAGCUUCUUCCAGAGCAGGAGUUGCCUGGAUCCUUUGGCCGCUUAUGGUGCCAAAGGUGCAUUGUGGUCGGCAAUGGUUACUCCAUCCGUGGACAGAGCUUUGGGAAUUUGAUUGACUCUCACCAUGUUAUCAUCAGAUUAAAUGAUGCUCCAGUAAAAGAGUACAAGAAAGAUGUGGGUGAGAGAACCAGCAUCCGUCUCUUCUUCCCUGAAUCAGCUCUGCCCAACCCUUUAGAAAACAAUGACAAUGAUACACUGAUGGUGUUUGUCCCAUUCAAGCCUCUCGAUUUCCUCUGGCUGAGGGAAGUGUUGCUGAAAACCAGGAAGAAGACGAAGGUGGGAUUUUGGCGCCAGCCUCCGCAGCAGUGGAAUGGGAACAUCUCUCAGCUACGUAUUCUCAACCCGUAUGUCACCUACGAAGCAACGUACAAACUGCUGCAGCUGAAUGCAUCAAGUAGGAGAUAUGCCACCACGGGAAUCAUUGCUUUGAACUUAGCCCUCCAUAUAUGCCAGGAGGUCAAUAUUGCAGGCUUUGGUUACCCCGGCAACCAUGACAAUACUACACCAAUACAUUAUUACAAUACAGGUCGCUCACGGAAAGAAGAGCUCAUUCAGCAUAAUCUCACAGCUGAGAGGAACUGGCUGCUGAAGAUGAUUGAGUGGGGAGUGAUUGCUGACCUAGCCAGCCCUGCCUUUCAGGCCCAGAACCACUGAGAGAAGGCCAUGAUGCUUGCCGUCCCCAUCCAGGCAACCCUGGUGAUCCCAGCUGGACUUUACCCGUGUUCCAGGUUGUUUUGAGCAUGUGUCAUCAUGUCCUGUUCCACAUGGGAGGGAGAUGAAUCCCCCAAAUUCAGAGCACUUGUGCUUUCCUCUGUUGGCCUCUGGCUUCCACUGCUGCCUGCUGCGCUGGAGGAUGAGCAGUGUUACACAACCCUUCUUCCUUGAGUAAUCUCUUCCUGGUUUAUAAACACCUAUCCUUUGCUCACCAGGUUAUUUGUGAAAAUCACCAAACUGAGAUGCUAAGCUGGUAUGCAGAAAGGGAGUGGUGAGGGUGCAGUGCCUACCCUGAGAUUUCAAACUCCUUCCUACACAGAUUGGAGUGAGAGAGAGUCAUACCUACCCAUCACCAUGGGAAAGGACUGAACACUCAGAAACUUCAGUAUCUUGCUGAUUGUUGGCAAAUGUUAAUGUCUGCAGGAAUUGUUUCUUUUACUGUUCUGUUUGAGAAUAAAUGCACUUCUGGUUUCAA